GCGGUCUCUCCCCAUCCGGGGCAGCGGGGAAUGGCUGAGCCCGGGGUUCGCCGGCGCCGCCCGCUCUCGGCUGCGGCUGCAGGACCUUAGCAUCCUGAGCCGUUUGGAUUCAUCGUCCUCAAGGCUAAGCUGUCAGAGUUCAUCAUGUCCAAGUUAAAAAGCUCAGAGUCAGUCCGGGUGGUGGUUCGCUGUCGGCCCAUGAAUGGCAAAGAAAAGGCCGCAUCCUACGACAAAGUGGUAGAUGUGGAUGUGAAGCUGGGGCAGGUGUCUGUGAAGAACCCCAAAGGCACAUCCCAUGAGAUGCCCAAGACCUUCACCUUUGAUGCCGUCUAUGAUUGGAAUGCCAAGCAAUUUGAACUCUAUGACGAGACGUUCCGGCCACUUGUGGACUCUGUCCUACAGGGUUUCAAUGGCACAAUUUUUGCCUAUGGACAAACGGGAACUGGGAAAACCUAUACCAUGGAGGGAGUCCGUGGUGACCCUGAGAAGAGAGGGGUCAUCCCCAACUCAUUUGAUCACAUCUUCACCCACAUCUCUCGAUCGCAGAAUCAGCAGUACCUGGUCAGGGCUUCUUACUUAGAGAUCUAUCAGGAAGAGAUCCGAGACUUGCUCUCAAAGGAUCAGACCAAAAGGCUGGAGCUCAAAGAAAGACCUGAUACAGGCGUGUACGUGAAGGAUCUGUCUUCCUUUGUCACCAAAAGUGUGAAGGAGAUAGAGCAUGUGAUGAAUGUGGGGAACCAGAACCGAUCUGUUGGUGCCACCAACAUGAACGAGCACAGCUCACGGUCACAUGCAAUCUUUGUCAUCACUAUUGAAUGCAGCGAGGUGGGCCUAGAUGGUGAAAACCAUAUCCGGGUAGGAAAACUGAACCUUGUAGACCUUGCUGGCAGUGAGCGGCAAGCCAAGACUGGCGCUCAAGGGGAAAGACUGAAGGAAGCGACCAAGAUCAACCUGUCCCUUUCAGCCUUGGGUAAUGUUAUCUCUGCCCUGGUAGAUGGCAAAAGCACCCAUAUUCCAUAUAGAGACUCAAAGCUGACUAGGCUUCUCCAGGAUUCCCUUGGUGGCAAUGCCAAAACUGUGAUGGUAGCCAAUGUGGGGCCUGCCUCUUACAAUGUAGAAGAGACCCUGACCACUCUGAGAUAUGCCAAUCGUGCCAAAAACAUUAAGAACAAGCCAAGGGUCAAUGAGGACCCAAAGGAUGCUCUGCUUCGAGAAUUCCAGGAAGAAAUUGCUCGGCUCAAGGCCCAGCUGGAAAAACGUUCCAUUGGCAGGAGGAAGAGGCGAGAGAAGCGGAGGGAAGGUGGUGGCAGUGGUGGGGGUGGGGAAGAGGAGGAGGAGGAGGGAGAAGAGGGUGAGGAGGAAGGGGAUGAUAAGGAUGAUUACUGGCGGGAACAGCAAGAAAAACUGGAGAUUGAGAAGCGGGCCAUUGUAGAGGAUCACAGCUUGGUUGCAGAGGAGAAGAUGAGGCUGCUGAAGGAGAAAGAAAAAAAGAUGGAGGACCUGCGACGGGAGAAGGAUGCUGCUGAGAUGCUGGGGGCCAAAAUCAAGGCCAUGGAGAGUAAGCUGCUUGUUGGAGGAAAAAAUAUAGUAGAUCAUACAAAUGAACAGCAGAAGAUCUUGGAGCAGAAGCGCCAGGAGAUCGCAGAGCAGAAACGUCGAGAAAGAGAAAUCCAGCAGCAAAUGGAAAGUCGAGACGAGGAGACAUUGGAACUAAAAGAGACUUACACCUCGUUGCAGCAGGAGGUAGACAUCAAGACAAAAAAGCUCAAAAAGCUCUUUUCCAAGCUCCAGGCUGUGAAGGCUGAGAUCCACGACCUGCAAGAAGAACACAUCAAGGAACGCCAGGAGCUGGAACAGACGCAGAAUGAGCUCACCAGGGAGCUUAAGCUCAAGCAUCUUAUUAUAGAAAACUUUAUCCCCUUGGAAGAGAAGAAUAAAAUUAUGAAUAGGUCCUUCUUUGAUGACGAAGAAGACCACUGGAAAUUACACCCUCUCACCAGACUGGGGAGCCAGCAGAUGAUGAAGCGGCCAGUCUCUGCUGUGGGAUACAAGAGACCCCUGAGCCAGCACGCACGGAUGUCCAUGAUGAUUCGGCCAGAGCCCCGAUACAGGGCAGAGAACAUCAUGCUCUUGGAGUUGGACAUGCCCAGCCGGACGACCAGAGAUUAUGAGGGCCCAGCCAUUUCCCCCAAGGUCCAGGCUGCCCUAGAUGCAGCUCUGCAGGAUGAAGAUGAGAUACAGGUGGAUGCAUCAUCCUUUGAAAGCACUGCAAACAGAAAAUCCAAGGCCAGGCCCAAAAGUGGCAGGAAGUCAGGAUCCUCGUCUUCCUCCUCAGGAAACCCUGCAUCUCAGUUUUACCCACAGUCUCGGGGGCUGGUUCCCAAGUAAUCCAGCACCCCCUCCCAGGGUGGGAACAGCAUUGUCUUCUGAGAGAAGAGCGAGCACGAAACUGCAGAGAUGACUUGAGCCUAAACGCAGAGCCAUUCCCCUGAGGAGAAGAGAUGGCCUCUUUGCAGAUUAAGCAACUCAUUCUGCCUGAACAUGCUGGUCCUGAUUUGGCACUCAGCUCCUCUGGGACGUGUCCUUGAAUUAGCAUCUCAGAAAUGCAUGGGUAAGGUGAAGUGCAAAGUCCAAGUGGACAGCAAGAGAAUGACCACAACCUUGCUUUCCUUCUUCCUCCCGUUCCCACCCUCCCUUCCUCUCCUCUCUUCUAGCCCUUCCUCACACCAGGAUCCCUUCUUGUUACACAAUAUGGCGGCGAGGCCUCCUUAGGACCGUAUGUGAGGAGCCUUGGAGUAAAAUGACAGUGGAGCUGGGAAGUGAGAGCCCUAGAACUGCAGUGGGUGCCUGCUUUUGUCAGGUGAAAUGAGAGAGAUCCCACUUGGAACCAAGUCCCAGGAUGGCACAACCAGCGAGCCAGCUGCCAGGCCCCUCAGUAGGAGUAGAUCUGCCUGUGGAAUCUGUUGAACGGGGCAGUGGCUUCCAGUUCCUGCUCCAGAAGGACUUGGUGUUGGAAGCAAUAGAAAAGACAUUCCCUUUGCCUCCUGGGAGAGUUUGGGGAAAUAGCUUUUUUAAAACCUCAAAACCAUGACCAUCCUGUUAAAGACCUAAGUCUAUAAACCAGUGCCAUGUCCGUCUGCCA
Molecule: messenger RNA, 3142 nt
Organism: Arvicola amphibius (Eurasian water vole)
Lineage: Eukaryota; Metazoa; Chordata; Mammalia; Rodentia; Cricetidae
Gene: Kif3b
Product: kinesin family member 3B
Exons: 9
Coding region: 145-2388 (747 amino acids)
Biological process (GO): microtubule-based movement
Molecular function (GO): ATP binding; microtubule binding; microtubule motor activity
Source: RefSeq, a predicted model, not a curated record